Hevea brasiliensis (rubber tree) is the source of this 1434-nucleotide messenger RNA. RefSeq names its product probable WRKY transcription factor 15. Gene Ontology annotation, biological process: regulation of DNA-templated transcription. The transcript is spliced from 3 exons. Gene Ontology annotation, molecular function: sequence-specific DNA binding; DNA-binding transcription factor activity. The record is from RefSeq and is a predicted model, not a curated record. Bases 120 to 1151 code for a protein of 343 amino acids. Lineage: Eukaryota; Viridiplantae; Streptophyta; Magnoliopsida; Malpighiales; Euphorbiaceae.
CCUUUACCCUUUAUCAACACCCCAUUCCUCUUCGUUUUCUUUUCACCGACUUUAAUUUCUUCUUUUUCUGCUCUUUUGUUUUGUUUCUCUCUUUCUUUCAUGGUCUUGUUUCAGUAGUCAUGGCUGUAGACCUCAUGAUGGCUUUUAGGAACGAUGGUUUUGUUACUAAAUUGGAAGAGAACGCAGUCCAAGAGGCUGCUUCAGGUCUCGAGAGUGUCAACAAGCUCAUCAGAUUGCUCUCGCAGCAAAAUCAAGAAAAGCUUCAAUCUUCAUCAUCACCUUCUUCGACCUCAAGAUCUUCAAUGGAUAUAGACAUGGAUUGCAAGGCAGCUGCAGAUGUUGCCGUUUCUAAAUUCAAGAAAGUUAUUUCUCUUCUGGGUCGAACCAGGACCGGCCAUGCUCGCUUUAGAAGAGCUCCUGUGGCUACUCCUCUGAGCCACAGCCAAAUUAGCCAAGAAAAUCAAGUUCUUGACAGUAAGGUUUAUUAUGCUACGCCGAUCCAGCAGAUUCCUCCUCCUCCUCCGGUUCCUAAUCAUUAUUACCAUGAUUUUUCUUCUAUGGCGGUGAUGCCAAAGAAUAAUGGGGUGAUUAGUGAUAAGAAAGAAUCGUCUACCACCAUCAAUUUUUCUUAUCCCUCAGCUGGGAACUCCUUUGCGUCUUCCUUGACGGGUGAUGCGACAGAUAGUAAACAGCUAUCGUCUUCAUCAGCGUUUCAGAUUCAGAUUACCAAUAUGUCUCAGGUUUCAUCAGCUGGAAAGCCUCCCCUUUCUUCAUCUUCCUUGAAGAGGAAGUGUAGCUCUGAAAAUCUGGGUUCUGGCAAGUGCAGUGGAUCGUCUGGUCGGUGCCAUUGCUCUAAGAAGAGCAGAAAGUUGAGACUGAGGAGAGUGGUGAGGGUUCCAGCAAUUAGCCUGAAGAUGGCUGAUAUUCCACCAGAUGAUUACUCCUGGAGAAAAUAUGGACAAAAACCCAUUAAAGGGUCUCCACAUCCUAGAGGCUACUACAAGUGCAGUAGCGUCAGAGGUUGCCCAGCACGUAAGCAUGUGGAGAGAGCUUUAGACGAUCCAUCAAUGCUCGUUGUCACCUACGAAGGAGAGCACAGUCACACUCUCUCCAUUGCAGAGACAACCAAUCUCAUCUUAGAAUCCUCAUAGAUUUAAUCACCGUCAUCAUCAUCCCAUCAUCAACAAGAACAAAACUGUAACAAAAAACAGUUCUAAACUAGUGGGAUUUAGUUUUAUUUCAACGUCAAGUGUAGGAAGGGCAAAUAGUUAGUAACAGUAGCUAAGAGCUAUGGAUAAUGGAAUUGAGAGAAAUUCUCAAAAGCUUUAAUCUCAAAAGGAGAUUAAUGGGGUUUGGUUCAUUUCAUUUCUCUCUGUAAAAUAUUUCAAAUUCCUCAUCUUCUUUAUUUAUUUAUUUAUUUAUUGUUUUGCUGCA